UAUUAUUUUUUAAUUUUUUUUUUUUUUUUUCAAACUAGAGAAGAGUGUAGUAAUAUAGUGAGAAAAAUAUCCUCAAUUUUGAGCUGCUCCGCCAUUGAAGAAGCUCUGAAGGAUAGCAAGGCUAAUCUUGAAGCAUGAAGCGCCACUACUUUCUUGCCAUCGUCGCCAUUUUUGCCCUCUCGUGCUCUCUGCUUCCUUCUUCAAAUGGUUUGAAGAGGAUUAGCCUGAAGAAGAGGCCUGUUGACCUUCCCAUCAUGGACGCUGUCAGACAGGCUAGAUUGGAGGGGAAAUACGGGACUGGCUUCAAAGGCAGGGAGAUCAGACUUGCCGAAUCGGAGGGAGAUGCCGUGUAUUUGAAGAAUUAUAUGGAUGCUCAAUACUUUGGAGAGAUUAGCAUUGGUACACCUCCACAGAAUUUCAGUGUCAUAUUUGACACUGGCAGUUCCAAUCUGUGGGUUCCCUCGUCUAAAUGCAUCCUGUCUAUUGCUUGCCUAUUUCAUACAAAAUAUAAGGCUGGGAGAUCUAGUACAUACACUAAGAAUGGUAAAUCCUGCUCGAUUCAAUAUGGAUCUGGCUCGGUCUCUGGAUUUCUUAGCCAAGACAAUGUUGGUGUUGGCGAUGUUGUAGUCCACAAUCAAGAAUUUAUUGAGGUUACACGCGAAGGCAGCCUUACCUUCGUCUUGGCCAAAUUUGACGGAAUAUUUGGGCUCGGUUUCCAGGAAAUUGCGGUUGCCAAUUCAAUACCAGUCUGGUACAAUAUGGUAGAUCAAGGACUUGUCGAUGAGGAGGUAUUCUCGUUCUGGCUUAACCGCGAUCAAAAUGCAGAAGUCGGAGGCGAGAUUGUCUUUGGCGGAGUUGAUCCAAACCACUUCAAAGGCGAACACAGCUAUGUUCCUGUCACGAAGAAAGGGUACUGGCAGUUUGAGAUGGGUGAUUUCCUGAUCGGCAACAAGACCACAGGUUUUUGUGACGGUGGCUGUGCUGCUAUCGUGGAUUCCGGGACUUCCUUGCUGGCUGGUCCAUCCACCGUCAUAGCUCAAGUCAACCAUGCCAUCGGGGCAAAAGGAGUUUUGAGUGCCGAAUGUAAGGCACUUGUCUCCGAAUAUGGAGAUAUGAUAUGGGACAAUCUCAUAAAUGGGGUAAGGCCUGACAAAGUUUGUUCCAAGAUAGGUCUGUGCUUCUUCAAUGGUGCCGACUCUGUGAGCUCCAACAUUGAAAUGGUGGUCAACAAGAACAAAACUGAGAACACGCUGCGCGAUGAUCCGGUGUGUACUGUUUGUGAGAUGGCCGUGGUUUGGAUAAAAAACCAGCUUGCCAAUGAGGAGGUGAAGGAGAAAGUGCUCGACUAUGCGAAUCAGGUCUGCGAGAGCAUACCGAGCCCGGGAGGCGAAUCAGUGAUCGACUGCGCGGUCAUACCCACCUUACCUACCGUCACAUUCACCAUUGGCGGAAAAGCUUAUCCGUUGACUCCAGAACAGUAUGUUCUGAAAAUCGGCGAAGGAAUUUACGCGUCUUGCUUGAGUGGAUUCAUGGCUUUCGAUUUGCCCCCUCCACAGGGGCCCCUGUGGAUUCUUGGAGACGUCUUCAUGGGACCAUAUCACACGGUGUUCGACUCUGGCAACCUCAGGAUCGGCUUCGCCGAAGCUGUCUGAUCGAUCAUCGAUCGAUCUUGCGGACCAGGCAGUGUCUUGGCUUGUAAUGACUGUAAGGAUAUAACUGUGUUUGUACGUACUAAUGACUGAAUGAAUAUGUGUGUAUGGUUUAGGGGAUGUUGUAGGAAUAAACUGCUGCUUUAAUGGUGUCUAUGUUUUCUGUAUGAUAUGUAUGUAUGCACAAACAUGUUAUCCCUGGACAUGUUUUUCCAAGUCCGAUAAACCUUGCUCUUUAAAAUUUUAAUUUUUA
Messenger RNA from Andrographis paniculata, 1902 nucleotides. RefSeq names its product cyprosin-like. Gene Ontology annotation, molecular function: aspartic-type endopeptidase activity. The record is from RefSeq and is a predicted model, not a curated record. Lineage: Eukaryota; Viridiplantae; Streptophyta; Magnoliopsida; Lamiales; Acanthaceae. The coding region runs from base 135 to 1652 and encodes 505 amino acids. Gene Ontology annotation, biological process: lipid metabolic process; proteolysis. The transcript has 13 exons.